CGUGUGUGUUUACAUGGAUACGUCAACAACUGCCAUGAGAAUGUAGUUUACCUUGGUUUAUUUACAAUUUAAUAUCUGUAGUCCAUUAAAAUUUGAAUUUCCAUUGAGCUAACAUAGAUUAUUUUAUAUUUAAUCGUCAAAAUGACAGAUUUUAAAGAAGUAAAAUACCAACCAAGACAGGAUUGGAACCAGACAUCUUCUGGUGUCGGUCAUCAAUACAGACCAGGAUAUUACUUUCCAAGUUCGCAUUUUCAUCAAUCAAUAGGUGAACCAGUGCCUCCGCCUCUAGCCCAUCAAGAUCAAGUUACCAGGGAUCAACAUUUUGAAACCACAACAGGAAAAGCUCAUGACAGAAAAUAUCCUGCAACAUUAUACUCUAACCCUGUUCAUCAAAAGGCACCUGGUCAUUGGAAGGUGGAUUAUGUUAAAGAUUUGGCAGAAAAACUAUCAAAAGGAGGAUGGAGACGUCCACUUACAAUGGGCAACCAAACAUCAGAAACACAUGAGAAAUUCUGCAGUGAGCCAGGCGUCAGACAGAAGUAUCACUUUGAUGACACAGCUGGCCUUGGUCUUCCACAAAACUUCAAUCUUCAUGAUCAUCAUGUGGAGGGCCCAAGCAAAACUGGUCAAGCAACAACACAAAAUCCAAAGCUACAAGGAAAACCCUUUUAUGUGCGUGACAGAGGUGUUCUGAACCUUCUUGACCCCUACCUCACCACAACACACAAGGAUCACAGAGCAUUCAAACCAGAUGAGCUUAAAAAAUAUCCAAAGAAAGAUGCAGCUACAUACUGGCAAUGUGAAGAUUAUCCUAAAGCAUGGGGUCAUGGGCUCAAGGCAAAUCCAUUGCCAAAGACAUCAGUCCCAAGAGAACAGCUGCCAAUGAGGGAUACAACAUUUUUCACAACAAAAACAAAAGUUCCAAGGCCACCAAAAGCAAUGGUUCCUGUCCCCCACUCUGGUCUCAAAUCUGAACAUGCAGACCGCUUCAUACGACCUUCAGAUGUACGAUUUAAAGAAGCUGUGUAUUGCCCAGUCGACACUCCUUUUACUCUGCCUGCUCCUGGUACAAAAUCUGUGAUGACAGCUCCCAAAAUGUACAACACCGAGUACCAGCAUAUAGGAAGUGAAAAGCCAAUCAUGGUGUGAUUAAACUAUCGAAGAAACAAGACUUUAUCGAAAUUAUUAUAUUAUUCCUUUUUAAUAAAUUUCUAUGGCGAGAAACGCAGGGAAUGAAAAAUGAAAAAAAAGGAAAAUAAUUUUACAGAUUUUGUUAUUUUUUACAGGACACUUUGUAUGGUUUUACAUUUUAUUUGGUUUUAAAAUCUGUCGCUAUCAAUCAAAUUUUGAUAAUCAUUUAUUAGUAAUUACAGUUCAAUGAAACUUUUAAUACUGAAAGUUUACACUUUUUACAAUCUACAUGUAGCAUAUGAUUAAAGAAUUUUCUACUCUUCGUCCAAGUGCAAUGAAGAUAGUGUUUAUAAGGCAGACAUAAUGCCCUUUCACUGGUUACUUUUGUGACCAUUUAUUUUUGCAAACUUUUCUAGGAAAAUUUGACAAUGCUGUGAAAUCAGAACUUUUGGGAUCUAGGAUGAAAUAAAAAUUCCCAUUUGCAUGAUUCCACAAAUACAGUAUUCAUAUAAAAUUUCCAAGGAAAUUAAUAUGCAACAAAACAGUUCCCUAGUUGUUGUAAAAUAUAUACCGAGUAUAUAGUUUAAUAUUAGGAGUUUACUAGUACAUCAUUAUCUGUGAUAUAUAUGGGAGAAAAUGUUGUAAAAAUGACACACACUUCGUUAGUUUUACUUUGUUUAUUAUAUGUAUAUCUGUUAUGAAAUUAUUGUUUAGCAGAUGUUUCAUGAGGCUCCUGCAAAACUUUGAAAUUCUUGCUGAUUUUUUUUAUUCAUAUUUCACAGUAAGUAGGCAAUGAUAAAUUUGUACACUAUACUUCAGCUAGACUUCACCAAAGCUGGUUUUAUAUAAAUCUUCUGUUCCGGACUCAUUUUUGUAUAAGUUCAUUAUGGUCCUUUGCUAUACAUUGUAAGGAUUUUAUAUGUUGUUGUUUUCAUGACAAAGUACAUUGAUACUCUUCGUUAUGAUUCAGCUUUUAAACAACAUAAUGUAUUACCAUAAGAGAACAUACAGUUCGAAUAUUUUAAACAGUUGUAAAACCUGAAUACUAGUAUACACAUUCUUAUGCAGAAUUUUACACCAAAAAACUGAGUGGCAUUUUAUUUUUUGUCACUGUGAUAAGUUUCCCUUUUUUACUUUUAUGCAAUUUAUUUUAGAUAUCAUAAACUCUUACAUUGUAACUUAGUAUCACAGGAUCAAUUUUAAUUUUAAGUUUAAUUUUGAUAGUUUAAUACUUCUAUUUUUCAAGGUGUUCCACUUGGGCUAUAUAGAUGCUGUAACAUAGUGUUUCACUAUAUAUAGUGUAUAAAAAUCAAAUAUUUGAAGUGGCAGUCAUACGGAGACAUGCAUCACCUGUUCUCCAGGAAUACUGAUCAAAUAUUAACAGACAAGUAAAUUAAAUUUCUUUCCUACUAUUUUAAUAUAUCAUAGAAAAAGCAGCCUAACAGAAUUGUCUGCAAACAAAAAGCUCUUUGUUUUUCUGUGAUCUGGGUCAACACAUCAGCAUCUGGAUGAUUCCAAGCUCAGUUUUGAAUUAACUGGUAGGAAGAUUUUCAGACUGGUCUCCAAACUUAAGUUUUAUAAUCUAGGAACCAGGCAACCAGGAUGAGAACUGAACAACCAGUCAUCCUGUUGAAGCAUAUUCAAAAGUAUUACUAAAUAAGUAUUUUGUAUAGAUAUACAGAAACAUGUAUAAAGACAAUGUAUUGUUAACAUCAGUAUUUUACAGCUUUCUUACUUUUUACAUGCAAUUCAUUAUUUUCAUCAUGUGUUUUGUUAAUGGUGUGAUAAUAAUGAAUAAAAUUUUAAACAAA
Molecule: messenger RNA, 2942 nt
Organism: Mercenaria mercenaria
Lineage: Eukaryota; Metazoa; Mollusca; Bivalvia; Venerida; Veneridae
Exons: 6
Coding region: 142-1149 (335 amino acids)
Source: RefSeq, a predicted model, not a curated record